GUGAAAGGCAAGCAGAGGGCGGUCAUGCGGGGACCCAAAAGAGACAUCCGGACAUCGCCCUCUGCCAGCUGCGCCAGGAUCGAGCUCCUGGGAGGUCCAGCGGAGCGGCGCCUCGCGGGGGCCCAAAUGAGACGUCGCGGGCUGCACGACUGACGUCACUCCUGUGAGCUCCUAGCAUGCACACCUGAGCCAUCGUGGUGGAGGAAUGCGUGGCUGUUGCGAAACUGCCUCUCAUGCUUUGGGAAACGCGCAAGGCUGCAGGAUGUGCUGCGAGCUGCUCGUCACGACUGGCGCUUCUGGCGGGCGUCCAAAGGCCCGCUCCCGGGCUGCGCGCGCAACCACACGGCGCAGACAACGCUGGGCGGCGCCACAGGAGGAGGAGGAGGAGGAGGAGGAGGAGAAGACAAGUGGCGCACAGAGCGGUGGUGAAAUGACAUCAACAAAUCCAGGCGCAACGAGAUGCCCUCCAGGAGCGGCGGCACGCAACGAACAGGUCACGACUUACGGCCAGGCCGCAGAGACGCUGACCGGGUUUGGCGGUGGCCGUGACGCUUGCGCGGAGCGCCGUGCGUCCGUUCCAAGAAUUCCCGGCAAAAACACACCUCCAAACAGGGCGUCACGAUCCAAGAGCACAGUCUUGCUCGAUAAGUGUAACAUGCAGCAUUCAAACACACAAGGCAACUCGAGGACUUUGAGCCCGACUCCUCGAAAGUUGCAGCUUCGCCCACCCCAGUGAUCCGGUGUAGUGAUUUUUUCAAUACGAGGUCCCCCGAAGUCUCGAUCGAUUCC
Prorocentrum cordatum is the source of this 789-nucleotide messenger RNA. NCBI's taxonomy places the organism in Eukaryota, Dinophyceae, Prorocentrales, Prorocentraceae. The record is from the annotation of a GenBank genome assembly.